Messenger RNA from Zingiber officinale, 367 nucleotides. Its product is annotated as probable protein ABIL5. The transcript has 3 exons. The coding region runs from base 8 to 367 and encodes 119 amino acids. The record is from RefSeq and is a predicted model, not a curated record. Lineage: Eukaryota; Viridiplantae; Streptophyta; Magnoliopsida; Zingiberales; Zingiberaceae.
CACAUCUAUGGAGGAAGGCAAAGACGUGGAGCACUCCAGAGCAACAGCCAGCUCCGUAAUGCCAUUGCCUAAAUCUCCAUCCACACAGUAUGAAGAGAAUGGGAGAGAGGAGGAGGGCUUCCACAACGCUUUGCUGGAGCUGAAAGACCUGCGGUCUCAGCUUCACCAUGCGGCAGAACAUUGUGAGCGUGCAUUUUCCUCAGCCCAGCAGAAGAAGAUGAUUUUGGAGGGGACAAAGAGCUACAUAUGUGAAGCAGUUGUGGCAAUAGUCAACCAUUUAGGAACUGUCUCAUCCAAACUCGAGCAGAGUCUCCUUGCAAAUGCUGUGGUUAAGCAGACUGAACAAGGAAUUGGUUGCUUGAAGUAG